Messenger RNA from Colletotrichum paranaense, 414 nucleotides. RefSeq lists its product as uncharacterized. NCBI's taxonomy places the organism in Eukaryota, Fungi, Ascomycota, Sordariomycetes, Glomerellales, Glomerellaceae. The record is from RefSeq and is a predicted model, not a curated record. The transcript has a single exon. Bases 1 to 414 code for a protein of 137 amino acids.
AUGCCUUCCGUCAUCAACGGCAACCUCUCCCGCCGCCCUUACACCGUCCUUGAAUCCGCAACCCGAGUAUCCCACAUCCUCCACCACCCCUCCCUCCUCACGCCGCGCGAGGUCGUGUUGGGAAUCUACCUCGUCUACAUAACCUACUGCACCGUCCUCACGCUCCGCAGCAUCGGUUACCUCGUCUUCGAGGCCGGCGGGCGGGACAUGUGGUGCCCGGAGGACCCGCCUGUGCCGGAGUGGUAUCCGCCCGGGUGGAAGGUGGAGCUGAGUCGGUGGGAUUGCUUCCGGAUGUUGAGGUGGAUGGUGCUGAGGAGGUUUGGGGCUUUGGGGUAUGAGGUUUUUGCGUGGGGUGUAAUGGGGGUGCUGGGUGCGGUUUUGGUAGAGGAGGGGGUUAGAUGGGUUAGAGGAUGA